AUAUAUAUAUAUAUUCACAUGCAUAUUAUAACUUACUGUUAUUACCUUGUCUAUCUGGUUUGGUGAUGUUCUGACAUUGAUACAUAUACAUAACUUUUUUACACAUACAUAAACAACAGCAUCCACAUAUACGUCACCGGUUCAUUGCACAUGGUGAUAUCAUAUUAUUUCCGGAAAGGGCUUUUUAUUCUUAAGAAAUAUUCAGUAUCGUUAAUAAUGUACUAUUUAAUCCGUAACAUACCCUUGGGCUGUUGAUCUAUUCUCAAAAAAACGUAUACGGUAUGUUUGUACAUGUAAACACGUAGUUAUACACACGCUUACACAUACAUGUUUAUGCAUUACUAUUGGUGCUGGUAUGUAGCCUUAGGAAGCUGAGCCUAUGUAUGUAAACCUAUAAACCUGAGCCUUCUCCAAUUAGCAUGGCGCGAAUUUUGAUAAGUGUUCGGUCUGAAGACUUCCUAGUUGACUGUUAUUUAUUCCGCCAUGGUCACAACCCAACCCAACUCGAUGUGUCCCAGUUGGAAUACAACAAACAGACAAACUGUCUACAUUUAGUUCCUAACCAAACAUGUCCCAUUGCUCUAUCAGACAGUACAGAAAAGUAUGUUUUUAACUGCUCCCCACAUUUAUACUCGACAGCACCGACAUGUUCAACCUUCACCCUUGACAAUGAUGAUCGUAUUGAUGAUACCAGUGAUUGUUGUAGGGGAAUAGUUGACCAUGUCUCCAAGACUCCAGCUGUCACGGCCCCCACCGUGAUGUAUCCCAGUCGUCAGACUUGCCUCUUACUUGAUAGUCAUCUCGUCUCUCUUCUUAUGGAUCGAGUUCGUUUUUCCCCCAAAUUCAAGAAGCGGUUCAUCAAAUUCGUCCAGUCCAAUAUUGGUUUCAGCCACCGUCCUGCAAAUAUUAUCCUUGACCAAUCACACACCACAGUGCCCUAUUUUAUCGAUAUUGUUCUCCAGUAUCCUAAACAAUACAUUGAUUAUAGUUGGUAUUGUAAGAUGCAGCAUUUGGUUGAGAUGAAGCUAAGAAUGGAUGAAGCAAUGGCCAUAUUGUCUACUCUUGGGGGUGGAUAUUCUGCCUUAGGGGAGUAUUAUGAAAAUCAUUCUUUGGAAGCUUUCAACAUUGCUGUAAAACAACUGCAGAUUGCAUUGAAAUCUACUGAUCCACUGAGUGUUUCCCGCUGCUAUCUCUACAUUGCACUCAGUCUUAUGCAACGAGGCUAUCUUCAUUGUUCACGUGCCAUAAUCAGAAAGCAGUUUUUAUUUGCCAAAAGCCAUGUGAUCCAAGACGGACGUUUAAUAGCAAUGUGCCAUGGACUUUGGGCUAAACUGGGUUUCUUGUACCAUCUGAGGAAUCUGAAGAAGAAAGGUUUACAAUACAGCACAGACGCAGAAAUGGACAAUGUCCUAUAUUCUCCCUCCACUUACCCUAACCAAAAUUGUUGCAAUCUUCAGUUGGCACCCUGUAGUUCUUGAUGAUUCUUUCACUUUAGCUGUUGCACUGAAAGAACUGAUUCACAGAGUAAAUUCUAGAAUUUCAUUUAAUUGGAAAGAUUUCUUGUCAGAAUUCUUUGUGAAAAUUCUAGUAUAUGAAAAUAUUUUAGAGCCCAAUUAUUUUUGCCAACUUCAAGUAUAAUGCAAAAUUGUGUUCAUGAGUUUUCAUUGGAGUAUUUUGAUUCUUGAGGUGUUUGGAAAAUAAUGGAACCCCUCAGAGUUUUGUCUCCUUUAUAAUUUUUAUAUAAUUCAUAUUUGCAGCAUUAUCUCCUAUUUUAAUUCUGCAUGAUUUAUUUUGACUACCAGUGUUUUAUCCCUGGUUGAAAUCUCCCCUGAUAUAUUACACACUGAUUACAGCUUGAAUAAUAAGAUUUGUGUUUCAUCCAUGUAACAUUCCAAUGGUUUAUUAUAAUAUUAUACAAUAACAGACCUUUGCUCUUGUUUCUGACAGUCAUCAACAACAUUCCACUUUUUAGAUGUUCAAAAUGACAAUAUAAAGUGAUAAGGUGUCUUGAAGAAGUUUACAUCCCAUUGCAAGUAGUGUGCGGUUUCCUUGCACACAGAACUGAGCUUAUCACUGGAACUGAACUGAACAUAUCAUGUAUUUAACUAACUGAAGUGAGAUUUCAAGAAGUUUCAGUAAUGAAGCAAGGAGUACAACUAGCUCUACUUUAUGGUUAAUGUCUGUGAAGCCAACUCACACAAAAAUAAAAACAUUAUUGUAUUGAUACAAACAAUGAACUGAGUGGACAGCCAUGACGAAGUGUUAGCUGUUCUAAUGUCAUCUUCUUCUUGAGGGCGAUUGAUAGCAGAAUCUGUAGAGCUGCAGGUAAAAUACCUGUGGUAUUUAUUUACAUCCCGUUCUCUGUUCAAAUCCUGCUGGAAUUGACUUUCUUUGCCAUUCAUCCUUCUCAGGGUCGAUUUGAAAUAGAUUUGGCUGCUAUUUCAAGCAGGUCUGAACAGUUUAAAAGAUUAUGAUCCAUGUAGGAAUCAAAUAAAAACCAGAGGAAACUCUGCUGGAAGUUUCAAGCAUGUGUGAUGUGCAUAUCAUAUUUGAAAAGUUGUGUCUAUCCUCUUAUUGCCAAACUUGCUAACAUUUGACUUUUGAUUUUAUUUUAAUAACAUCAGGAAAAAAAAUGUUGAGGAAUUCAUCGAGCUUCAAUUCAUUUUCGCAGUUGUCAAUGUGAUUUCUUAAGGUACAUUCAAGAGGAUACCUUGAGGUAUACCUACGAAAGUGUCAAGUAAAAAUUCUGGUUAAUCAUGGA
Molecule: messenger RNA, 2761 nt
Organism: Octopus bimaculoides (California two-spot octopus)
Lineage: Eukaryota; Metazoa; Mollusca; Cephalopoda; Octopoda; Octopodidae
Source: RefSeq, a predicted model, not a curated record